Messenger RNA from Seminavis robusta, 1119 nucleotides. The record is from the annotation of a GenBank genome assembly. NCBI's taxonomy places the organism in Eukaryota, Bacillariophyta, Bacillariophyceae, Naviculales, Naviculaceae.
CAAAGCAAAGCAAAGCAAAGCAAAAUGAGCAAAGUUUACUUAGUGACGGGCGCCAACAGCGGCGUGGGGAAAGACGCAUGCCGUCAAUUGGCGCUGCUGGAUGACACCAAGAAGGUGUACUUGUGUGCUAGAUCCGAAGAAAAGGCCAAGAAGGCCAUUGCAGAUUUGGUGAGCAGCACGAGUACCAUCGACGGAAACAAGCUCCAAGCGCAUCACUUUGACCCGAACGAAAGCAAGCAAGACAUUAUCCGAAAGACUGUCAAAUCAUUGCCCGAAGAUUUCUUCCACGGUGUCAUAUUGAAUGCAGGAUCUCGUGGUGCCCUCACUCCAUCAGGGCCCAACAAUGUCACUCCCAUCGCGCAGGUGAAUGUUAUUGGCCAUGUGCAUCUUGUUGACGGAUUGUUGGCGGCAGGAAAGAUUGGUACCAAGAAAGGUGAUGAUUCCUUCAAGUCCAGGGUCGUUUACAUUGGGAGCGAAACAGCCAAAGGGGGUGGCGCAGCCAAGUCACCCGGCCUGGGAGAAAAAAGUGAACAAGAUAUUUGUAGCAUUCUCAAUGGUGACUACUACAAGAAUGCUGAGGAAAAGGAUGACACCGAUGGGAAUACUGCCUAUGGAGCCGUCAAGGGAGUCGGUACCUUGUACUUCUCCGGAUUUGGGCGGGCUCAUCCAGAAACUUACACUGUGACAGUCAGUCCCGGUGGUACGGCUGGGACAGAAUUCCUCUCCAACAACUCGGACGCAUUUGGUGGGCCCUUUGUGGCAUUCCUAGCGAAGUACGUGGUUAUACCCGUCCUUCUUUUGACUGGCUUUUUUCACAAGCUGGAAGUUGGUGCAAAACGGUACGUGGAUGCCGUGGUUGGAAAAGAAAAUGGCUUCGAGUUUGAAACAGGAACCUUUGUGGCCAGCAAAAGGGGCGUCUCGGGCUCUCUGAGCGACCAGGCCAAGACGAGUGGACCAGAGGGCAUUGUCUAUGGCGAUAUAGAUAAACAGGACAUGGUCUACAAUAUGAUCCAGAAUACGUAUGCUUAAUCAUUGAUGGUGCACUGAACGGAAGCUUCGAAAAGAGGAUAUUCCCAAGAAGAAAUCUAUGAUAAGUACUUUAGUGAUCUUGUAUUAACG